GACGCUACAAAAGGUUACCAAAGAACUGCAGUUAUUAUUCAUGAGCCACAACAGCGCCAUACUAUGCUUCGUUAUUUUGCAAACAGGGAAUGCUAGUUGCUCCUCUAAAGGAGCCUUUCCUUAAACAACCUCUUAUGCUUUUAUCGCAAAGAGAGUUCUGUCUAGGUUAUGGCUUUAUUUGUUUUUAACUCUGAAUCAAAGAUGAACUCUUUUUCGUCCACGAUGUUACGUUUUAUUCUCAUCUGCGUCACUUUGCAUUGUAGCAAUCUGGUCGCGGCAAUAUCGUAUCCCAGACCAAAUAUUGUUUUAAUCCUCACUGAUGAUUUAGAUGUCUCUAUCGGUGGAAUGAUCCCUUUGUCUAAGACGAAAAAGCUGAUAGGUGAUGCUGGGAUAACGUUUACAAACACUUUUGUUGCCAGUCCACUUUGCUGCCCCAGCAGGGCGAGCAUCCUGACGGGCAAGUAUCCUCACAACCAUCAUGUUGUGAACAACACACUGGAGGGUAACUGCAGCAGCGUGGCAUGGCAGAAAACCCAAGAGCCCAUCACAUUCCCAGCCUUUUUGCAGAAGCAUGGGACCUAUCAGACGUUCUUUGCUGGGAAAUAUCUCAAUGAGUAUGGCAACAAAAAAGCUGGAGGAGUGGAGCAUGUGCCACCAGGCUGGGAUCAGUGGUUUGCACUGGAGAGAAACUCAAAAUACUACAACUACACGCUGUCUGUAAACGGCAGGCCGCAGCGACAUGGACAAAACUACAGUGAGGAUUACCUUACAGAUGUUCUGGCCAAUAUUUCUAUAGACUUCCUGGAAAACAAAUCCAACCGCAGGCCUUUCUUCAUGAUGGUUUCCACCCCAGCUCCACACUCACCCUGGAUGGCUGCUCCUCAGUAUGAAAGCAGUUUUUCCAAUGUUAAAGCUCCACGAGACCCUAACUUUAACAUUCAUGGCAAGGACAAGCAUUGGCUCAUCAGACAAGCAAAGACUCCCAUGACAAACUCUUCCAUUGAAUUCUCGGAUAAUGCCUACAGAAAAAGGUGGCGGACUUUGCUCUCUGUUGAUGACCUGGUGGAGAAGGUGGUGAGGAAGCUGGAUAUCAGGGGAGAGCUCAGCAACACUUAUAUCAUUUUCACUUCUGACAACGGAUACCACACAGGCCAGUUUUCACUUCCCAUGGAUAAGAGGCAACUCUACGAGUUUGACAUCAGAGUUCCUCUUCUGGUGCGAGGGCCUAACAUCAAACCCAACCAGACAUGCUCGUUACUUGUAGCCAAUGUGGAUUUGGGUCCUACAAUUCUGGACAUAGCGGGAUAUAACGUCAAUGAAACUCAGAUGGACGGCAUGUCUUUUUUUCCUAUAAUGACUGGUACAGGAAACAGCAGCACUUGGAGAUCUGAUGUUCUUGUGGAAUAUGAGGGAGAAGGUAGCAACAUCUCAGAUCCAACCUGCCCUUCACUUGGCCCCGGGGUGUCGCAGUGUUUCCCUGACUGUGUAUGUGAAGACUCGUACAACAACACGUAUGCCUGUGUGCGCACAGUGUCACAGGCUGCUAACUUGCAGUACUGUGAAUUUGACGACAAUGAGGUGUUUGUAGAGGUGUACAACCUGACGGCAGACCCUUUUCAGCUGAGUAACAUUGCUAAGAGCAUCGAUCAGGAGGUCUUGGAGAAGAUGAACCAUCGGUUAAUGAUGUUGCAGUCGUGCUCUGCACAGACCUGCAGAACGCCUGGCGUUUACGAUUCACAGUUUAAGUUUGAUCCUCGAUUAAUGUUCGGUAGCCUUAACCCUCACAGAAACAAACUGCGACAGACGCUGAAGUAGAACAUAAGGAGGCUAGAAGAGGAAAAAUGAGAUGAGAAGACUGAGAAACAUGUCCUGUUGUUGCCUUGAUUUUCUGACACGUCCCAUCUGUCCUCCUCUGAUGAUGUCAUCAAGGUGUGCCAAGGGUCCUAUGCAACCUUCUGACAACUGUUACAUGUGAUCCACAAAAAAUGACAGUCGAAACAUACUGUAUAUGUGAGAGUAUUAACAACAUAUUCCUUCUGUUCGUUCAUUUUUGCUGCUUUCAAAUUAACAAUGACACAGUUUAAGAACGUUUCAAACAGUAAGCGUUGUUUAGUUUUCAUUUAAAUGCACAGUAUUAAUGUUUAGGUUGAUUUUUGCUGAAUGGUCAAUUACCAGAUAUAUAUAUAUAUAUAUAUCAACAUUUUACAGCAUUACUUAAAACUACAACUACUAGUUGAUUUGUUUUUAUUUUAUGUAAGAUUAUCACAAAGAUGUCCAGCAAAUAAAACCUCACAGUGAGGGAAAGUUUUGCACUUUCAACAAUCCAAAUCACUGAAAAGCUGCACUGGCGUUUCUAAUGUUCAACAGGCACAGACCUACUGUUCAAAACUUAUAUUUAUUUAAACUUGUAUUAUAUUUCCAAUAUUACAUUCAGUAAUGCACUUUAUGGUCAGCGACAAACACAUCAGAUGUUUAAAAACAUUUAACACUUAUUUUAUUUGUAUUGUUGUUACAGUAAGUGUGGACAUUUUUGUCUUAUUUCUUUGACUGAUAAAACCAUUCUGAGAUUAUCGUUUGUUGGUGUUGUUGCAGGGUUUUUUUCUGGGUAAAUUGCCAGCAAAAAAAUAAUAAACGAGACAAGUGGAAGGUAAACAUGACUGAGGAUUACAUGUAAUCUAACUGAAAUGCUGUCUAAUAAAAACAAAUGGUAUGUCUUUUUGUGCAAA
This is a messenger RNA of Paramisgurnus dabryanus, 2726 nucleotides long. RefSeq names its product glucosamine (N-acetyl)-6-sulfatase a (gene gnsa). Gene Ontology annotation, molecular function: glycosaminoglycan binding; N-acetylglucosamine-6-sulfatase activity. NCBI's taxonomy places the organism in Eukaryota, Metazoa, Chordata, Actinopteri, Cypriniformes, Cobitidae. Gene Ontology annotation, biological process: glycosaminoglycan metabolic process. The record is from RefSeq and is a predicted model, not a curated record.